AUGCUCAGCUCUCUCAAAAUUAAGCCUGGAAGGCUCAUGAAGACCAUCCAUGAAACUGCCGACAUGUUUGGCGCCGCUUUUCCCUGGGGAAAAGAUCCCACGGAGACUGGCUUGCUUCGAUUGGCCCUCACUGAUAUGGAUAAAGGUGCCAGAGAUUGGUUUGCCAAAGAAGUAAAGUCUCUGGGAUGCGAGUACAAGGUUGAUGAGCUUGGAAACCAAUUUGCCAUUUAUCCAGGUAAGGAUAUGAGUGCUAUCCCAACUGGUGUGGGCUCGCAUCUCGACUCUCAACCAACUGCAGGUCGUUACGAUGGUCCAUUGGGAGUCCUAUCUGGUCUUGAAAUUCUCAGAACUUUGAAGGAAAGCAACUACGUUCCAAACUAUCCAAUUGCCUUGAUCAACUGGACUAAUGAAGAAGGUGCUCGAUUCCCUUAUCCGCUCUUGGGAUCCUCCGUUUAUGCAGGCAUCAAGCCCAAGGAAGACAUGUACUCCAUCAAGGCUAUCGAUGGUUCUCAUCCAACCGUUCUAGAGGAAUUGGAAAGAAUUGGCUAUAAAGGAGACACUGAAUGUGCAUUCGAAGCGAACCCAGUUGCUUGUCAUUUUGAGAUCCAUAUUGAGCAGGCUCCGUAUUUGGAGCGUGGAAACAAAAAGAUCGGAGUCGUUACUGGAGUCCAAUCUUACUGCUGGGAGGAAAUCACCGUUACUGGUAAAUCUUCUCACACAGAAACUACUCCCCUGGAUGACAGAGCCGAUCCAAUGCUAGCUGCUGCUAAGAUGAUCGCAAAAUCCAGAGAAAUUGCACUCAAAUACGACGGUUUGGUCAGCACUGGACUCAUUGAAGCCAGCCCAAGAUCCUUUAACGUUCUUCCCGAGACAGUAAAAUUCUCGUUGGAUACGAGAAAUUACGACGAUGCUAAACUAGAUGCCAUGUUGGUUGAACUUAAAGAAGAAUUCGCCAAAAUUGCCGAGGAGUGUAUUGGGAAAGAUAGUAAGAUCCCCAUCACCAUUGAUUACAACCAUCUCAUGACCUCCAGAAGAGCUUACUUCCACGAGGACUGCAAAGAUUGUAUCAGAGACGCUUCCCAUGAGGUUGUUGGCGAGGAAUAUACCAUGGAUCUUGUUGCACGUGCUUGCCAUGAUUCCAAGGCCAUGAGUACCAUAGUCCCCACUGCCAUGGUCUUCAUCCCAUGCAGAGACGGUCUCAGUCACAACCCAAGAGAGUUCAGCACUCCAGAGCAAUGUGAGGACGGAUUCAAGGUGCUGAUGGGUGCUGUUUUGAGAUACGAUCAACUUCGUGCCAGCAGAGCAUGA
Kuraishia capsulata CBS 1993 is the source of this 1308-nucleotide messenger RNA. RefSeq lists its product as uncharacterized. Gene Ontology annotation, molecular function: hydrolase activity, acting on carbon-nitrogen (but not peptide) bonds, in linear amidines. The coding region runs from base 1 to 1308 and encodes 435 amino acids. NCBI's taxonomy places the organism in Eukaryota, Fungi, Ascomycota, Pichiomycetes, Pichiales, Pichiaceae. The transcript has a single exon. The record is from RefSeq and is a predicted model, not a curated record.